Molecule: messenger RNA, 645 nt
Organism: Osmia lignaria (orchard mason bee)
Lineage: Eukaryota; Metazoa; Arthropoda; Insecta; Hymenoptera; Megachilidae
Source: RefSeq, a predicted model, not a curated record
AUGAUACAAUUGAAGGAUUUGCAGAUGAACGGACCCAUUGGGAACCCCGGAGUUAGCCACAUGCAUGGUGCGACGCAAACAUCACCGCCGGUAGGGACGGCCCCGAAACCGAAACCACACAUUUGUCCUGAUUGCGGUCGUGGUUUUGUACAGAAACAUGGUUUGUCUCAGCAUCAGCGGCGUCACACGGACGGCAGUUGCCACAUAAAGUCACACGUUUGUGACAAAUGUGGUAAAGCCUUCUACCAGAAGAACCAUUUGUUGUUACAUCAACGCCAACACAUGGAUCCACCACCGAGUAUACUUCGGCAACAACAAAGGCAAGCUGCCCAAGCUGCUGCCCAACAGGCGCAACAGCAACAACAGCAGCAGCAGCAGCAGCAAACCUGCACUGUAGAUACAAAAGCAAUACAACAAGUGCAACAACAAGUUCAGCAGCAAGUACAGCAGCAACAGCAGCAGGUACAACAACAGCAGGUACAGCAGCAACAAGUGCAACAGCAGCAGCAGCAAGCAAUACAACAAGUGCAACAACAAGUUCAACAACAGGUACAGCAACAAGUACAACAGCAGCAGCAGCAACAACAACAGCAACAAGCGUGCUCUGUGGACACUAAAGCAGUACAGUUGAAUGUUAUUAUGUGA